UCCAACGGCUUAUGGACAUCGUGCUGGGGGACGCGAAGUUCAACUUUGCCAUGGCAUACAUGGAUGAUGUCGUCGUAUUUUCAAGGUCAUUCGAGGAGCACCUAGCACACCUUGAGAUUAUCUUAAGCAGAAUGAGCAAAGCGGGAUUAACGAUUAAUCCAAAAAAGGUCCAGCUCGCAGCCUCAAGGGUCAACCUCUUGGGUUUCGUCGUAGAUGACGGUACCUUGAGGCCGAACGAGGAUAAGUUGAGGGCCAUUCUUGAUUACCCACCACCGCGCGACGCGAAGAGCCUUCAAAGGUUCCUUGGAAUGGUCGGUUUUUAUCGGCAGUUCAUUCCAGGGUGCGCUGGACUCACACGGCCACUGAACCUGCUGCUCCACAAAGGUUCAAGAUGGGCCUGGGGCGGAGAACAAGAGAAAUGCCCCCCGGAGGAACCAGAAUGGGCGGCGCCAUCCGGGAAGGCGACCUUCCACUUCCCGGGAUACCGGCGGAGCCAGCUGGCCCAACUCCCAGGGUGGUCAACCCUUCCGGCAGAAGACCAGUCAGACCAACGCACCGGGUGGCCAACCCGUUCGGCAAGAGAAUGGCCAGACAAGCCGACAGGGUGGUCAACCCCGUUGGAAGGGGGAACGGCCAGACCAACCAACAGGGUGGUCAACCCGGUUAGCAAGGAGCAAGACGGACCAACCGUCAGGGUGGUCAACCUGGUUGGCAGAGACGGGGUGAGCAAUCCCGACGUCGACCACGUCAACGAAGGCAGGGCGGCGGAGACGCGGAGGACCGGAGAGUCCCAGGGACACGCUGAAGGACGAGGUGCUGAAGAUUAUGACGGUGCAGAAGCAGACGCGUGCCGGCCAGCGCACCCGCCUCAAGGCCUUUGCGGCCAUUGGGGACUUCAACGGCCAGUGCUCCAAGAGCUCCAAAGAGGUGCCAGUCCUGCCAAGUGCUCCAAAGAGGUGGCCACGGCCAUCCUUCAAGCCAUCAUCCUGGCCUAGCUGUGCGUCAUCCCCGUCCGUAACGGCUAUUGGGGAAACAAGAGUGGAAAGCGCCACACCGUGCCCUGCAAGUGCCCAAGAAGCUGCUGCACAUGGCGGGCAUCGAGGUCUGCUACACCUCGGCCCGCGUCUCGACGGCCACGCUGGGCAACUUUGCCGAGACCACCUACCUGGCCAUCCAGCAGACGUACAGCUACCUGACCCCGGACCUGUUGCGGGAGCGAGAGCUCAUCAAGCUCCCCCACCAGGAGUUCAUCUUGGAGUCCAGUGACUCGGUCCAGGGACUCCGGAUACUCCGGACCCCCCCGGAGUUUGAGGCUUGAGGGGAGGGGAGUGUGGGAGACAACGAGCCACGCUGAACGUGGAUGGACGGCCCCGUGAGCGGCGAGGAAGAGGAGAAAGGGACGCUCGUGGGAG
This is a messenger RNA of Ixodes scapularis (black-legged tick), 1412 nucleotides long. RefSeq lists its product as uncharacterized. The coding region runs from base 12 to 995 and encodes 327 amino acids. The record is from RefSeq and is a predicted model, not a curated record. The transcript is spliced from 2 exons. NCBI's taxonomy places the organism in Eukaryota, Metazoa, Arthropoda, Arachnida, Ixodida, Ixodidae.